AGCCUUGGACGCCGGGAGCCAGCAGUCCAGGCAGUAGCGCCGUGCGGGGGGCUGCCGCAGGGAGGAGCAGAGGCCGGCGGCGCUCGGGCAGGGCAGCCCGGGGCGCGCCCCAGCCUUGCCUGUGGCUCGGGAGCCUGGCCGGCCCGCGUCCAGCGUGGCCACAUGGCUUCGCUCCGCGCGCUGCUGUGCUGUCUGCUGCUCUUAUACUGUGCGCUAUGUGCCACGGCAGGCAGUCAGACCCCAGCACCGCGCCUCUCUGGAAAACUUAGUGACUAUGCUGUGACCGUGCCCUGCAGCACAGAUUUCCAGGGACGCUUCCUCUCCCAUGUAGUGUCUGGCCCAGCGGCUGCCUCCGCAGUGGACAGGACACCCAUCCCACCGUUGCACUCCAGGCACCUCCGGGUGGCUCGCAGCCCUGCCUUGAGCCUGGACAGAGGGACUUCGCCACCUCACAGGGUGCAGCGCUACUUCCUCUACUUCAACGUGACUGUUUUUGGGAAGGAACUGCAUUUGCGCCUUCGGCCCAACCUAAGGCUGGUAGUGCCCGGGGCCUCAGUGGAGUGGCAGGAGGAUUUUCAGGAGCUGUUCCGGCAUCCUUUGCAGCAGGAGUGUGUGUACACUGGAGGUGUCACUGGAAUGCCAGGGGCAGCUGUUGCCAUCAGCAACUGUGAUGGAUUGGCCGGCCUCAUCCGCACGGAUAGCACCGACUACUUCAUUGAGCCUCUGGAGCGAGGCCAGCAGGAGAAGGAGGCUGGUGGGAGGACCCACGUGGUGUACCGCCGGGAAGCCGUGCAGCAGGACAGUGGAGAGCCUCACCACGACCUUCACAAUGAAGCCUUCAGCCUGGGCGACCUUCCCAACCUGCUGGGCCUGGUGGGGGACCAGCUGGGUGACACAGAGCGGAAGCGGCGCCAUGCCAAACCGGGCAGCUACAGCAUCGAGGUGCUGCUGGCGGUGGAUGACUCAGUGGUUCGCUUCCAUGGCAAGGAGCAUGUGCAGAACUACGUGCUAACCCUCAUGAACAUCGUGGAUGAGAUUUACCAUGAUGAGUCUCUGGGUGCGCACAUGAACAUUGCCCUUGUCCGCUUGAUUAUGGUCGGCUACCGGCAGUCUCUGAGCCUGAUCGAACGAGGGAACCCUGCACGCAGCCUGGAACAGGUGUGUCGCUGGGCGCACUCCCAGCAGCGCCAGGACCCCGGCCAUGCUGAGCACCACGACCACGUUGUCUUCCUCACGCGGCAGAACUUUGGGCCCUCAGGUAUGCAAGGGUACGCGCCUGUCACUGGCAUGUGUCACCCCCUGAGAAGCUGUGCCCUCAACCAUGAGGAUGGCUUCUCCUCGGCUUUUGUGGUGGCCCACGAGACUGGCCAUGUGCUUGGCAUGGAACACGAUGGGCAGGGGAAUGGCUGCGCAGACGAGACCAGCCUGGGCAGUGUCAUGGCGCCCCUGGUGCAGGCUGCCUUCCACCGCUUCCACUGGUCCCGCUGCAGCAAGCUGGAGCUCAGCCGCUACCUCCCGUCCUACGACUGCCUCCUAGAUGACCCCUUUGAUCCUGCCUGGCCCCAGCCCCCAGAGCUGCCUGGGAUUGACUACUCGAUGGAUGAGCAAUGCCGCUUUGACUUCGGCUCUGGAUACCAGACCUGCUUGGCAUUCAGGACCUUUGAGCCCUGCAAGCAGCUGUGGUGCAGCCACCCCGACAACCCGUACUUCUGCAAGACCAAGAAGGGGCCCCCGCUGGACGGAACUGAGUGUGAACCAGGCAAGUGGUGUUUCAAAGGUCACUGCAUCUGGAAGUCACCGGAGCAGACAUAUGGCCAGGAUGGAGGCUGGAGCCCCUGGUCCAAGUUUGGGUCGUGUUCCCGGUCAUGCGGAGGUGGAGUGCGAUCCCGCAGUCGGAGCUGUGACAACCCCCCCCCAGCCUAUGGAGGCCGCUCAUGUUCAGGACCCUUGUUCGAGUACCAGAUCUGCAACAGCGAGGACUGUCCUGGGCCCUACGAGGACUUCCGGGCCCAGCAGUGUGCCAAGCGCAACUCCUACUACAUCCACCAGAAUGCCAAGCACAGCUGGGUCCCCUAUGAGCCAAAUGAUGAUGCCCAGAAGUGUGAGCUGAUCUGCCAGUCGGUGGACACGGGUGAGGUGGUGUACAUGAACCAGGUGGUCCACGACGGGACACGCUGCAGCUACCGGGACCCAUACAGCGUCUGUGCCCGUGGCGAGUGUGUGCCCUUCGGCUGUGACAAGGAGAUGGGGUCCAUGAAGGCAGAUGACAAAUGUGGAGUCUGUGGCGGUGACAACUCCCACUGCAGGACCGUGAAGGGGACGCUGGGCAAAGCCUCCAAGCAGGCAGCAGCUCUCAAAUUGGUGCAGAUACCAGCGGGUGCCAGACACAUCCAGAUUGAGACCCUGGAGAAGGCCCCCCACCGCAUUGUGGUGAAGAACCAGGUCACCGGCAGCUUCAUCCUCAACCCCAAGAGUAAGGAAGCCUUGAGCCGGACCUUUACCACGCUGGGCCUGGAGUGGGAGCAUGAGGUAGAAGAUGCCAAGGACAGCCUCAAGACCAGUGGGCCCCUGCCCGAAGCCAUCGCUGUCCUGGUGCUCCCCCCAGCUGAGACUAGCCCUCGAGGUAGCCUGGCCUACAAGUAUGUCAUCCACGAGGACCUGCUGCCCCUCAUUGGGAGCAACAAUGUGCUCCUGGAGGAGACGGACACCUACGAGUGGGCGCUCAAGAGCUGGGCCCCCUGCACCAAGGCCUGCGGAGGAGGUAUCCAGUUCACCAAGUACGGCUGCCGGCGCAGACGGGACCACCACAUGGUGCAGCAGCACCUGUGUGACCCCCGGAAGAGGCCCAAGCCCAUCCGUCGGCGCUGCAACCAGCACCUGUGCCCCCAGCCUGGAUGGGUGAUGGAGGAAUGGAGUGCCUGUAGCAGGAGCUGCGGGAAGCUGGGGGUGCAGACUCGAGGGGUGCAGUGCCUGCUGCCCCUCUCCAACAACACCCACAAAGCCAUGCCAGCCAAGGCCUGUCCUGGCACCCGGCCUGAGGCCCGGAGGCCCUGCCUCCGCAUUCCCUGCCCAGCCCAAUGGCGAACGGGAGCCUGGUCCCAGUGCUCUGCCACCUGUGGAGAGGGCGUCCAGCAGCGGCAGGUGGUGUGCAGGACCACCGCUAACAGCCUCAGGCAGUGCGAGGGGGACAAGCCCGACUCGGUGCAGGUCUGCAGCCUGCCCACCUGUGAAGGAAAUCUCCGGAACUCCACAGCAAUGGCAGAGAUUCAGGAGCUCGUGACCCUAGAGGGACAGCGAGUGUCCGAGUCAGGGCCCUUGACUCCCAUGAAUAAGAUAUCACCAACAGAGUCCUGCGUGGGGGACAGGUCGGUCUUCUGCCAGAUGGAAGCGCUUGAUCACCACUGUGCCAUCCCUGGCUACCACCGGCUGUGCUGCGAGUCCUGCUCCAAGAGGGCCUCAGGCCCCAACGCCAGCCUGGGCCCUGGCCCGGCCUCCCCACCCACCUCCUCCACUCCUGGGAGCCCCUUGCCACAACCCAAGGCCACCCCUGCCAUCACGGAACCUACUGUGGAGCCAACAGGACAAGAUGACCAUGGCCGACCCACACAGCUCCCAGGGCCACCAGACACAAGGUCCUUAGUCAGCCAGCCUCACUCUGUCCCACAGACCCUGAGCCCCAGAGCAUUUGGGGGCACUUCCCCUACCAUACCCCAGGGAACACCUUGGGGCCGGACCCCGGCAGCUGUGACAGCCUCCGAGGACCAAGGGCAGCCCAGAGAGGAAUCCACGUAUCCAGGCACCAGCCUUCCCGCCACCUCCCCGGUGACAUGAGCGAUGCCACACCAUCCUGCCAGCCACGUUUACACUCUGUGCUGCCCUGGUGACCACAGUUCAGAGGACUCAUGCAGCAGGGCAGGGGCAAGCAUGGACUUCCUUUUAAAUUAUUUGCCUUCUCUUUCUUGUUUGGGUCUGUGACACUCUUUCCCCCAUGACAGGGGGCAGGAGGAAGAAGAUCAGGGAAAGCCCAAACCAGAGAUACCUCAGCCAGCAGUACCCAGAUUGGACCUGUCAGGCUCCUGGGGUCUCUCAGGGCUGAGAGUCUACUAGUGCCCUUCUCCAAGCCAUCAGGCCCUGGGCAGGUCUGAACCUUAUGCUAGGAGCUGUCAGGGCUGCCUGCUUUCCCGGGACUUGUGAGGGCCCCCUGUGCAGGUCCUAGCAUGACACAGUGGGCAGAGGGAGGUAGGGGCUGCUCACAGGGCAAGCUGGGAAGGACCUGGAACGAACACAAUGACCAGGCUUUCCCCUGUAGCGUGAGGGCAGGUGAGUUCACCUCAGGCCCAGCUGUCCUUAGCCAAGGGCCCCACGCAGCAGCACAAGCCAAGGAUUGGGGGAGUGCAGUGUUCAUGGCUACACUUUGCCACUGUGCAUGUCUCUCCUGUUAUUCCUGGUUACUCCACGUUACAAACGGUUGCACACCCAACCCACAGAGAAGUGGGGCCAGCAUGUCCUGAGCAAGUCCUCAUCAUCUGGGGUUUCCAAACUGGUGCUGGACCCCUAGCUGGACCAGGAAUCAGCCCUGCAGGGUGAGGAGUGGGCCAGCCUGGAAGGUGGCUGUGGGACGCAUGGGAGACAUGAUUUCUCAGGCUGUGCCCCUUGGCCGUUGUCCUUGCCGAAGUCUACUCCUGUCAGAGUCAGGGGUCCUUUCCCACUUGGCCUGAGCCAGGCCAGGGAUAUGUGGUGCUCUGAGGACCGGAGAGCCACUCAGCCAGGUCCAGAAGAUGACAAGAGUGAGAGGCUGACCUGUGCCCCAAGCUGGGGUGGGGAGGGACGCAGACCCGUGGUGCUACAGGGGCUCAGCCAGGCCAGCUGCCCUCCCUGCCACCUCCAAGGGGCAGGUGACAGCUCUAGGCCCACUGGCUCUUGGGAAGUAGCCCAGACUUCCAGGGUGCCUCUGGGCAUCUUCACUUCUGGGGUCUGGAGUGAUCUCACAGCUCUCAGUAGAUGAGCCCAGCUCACAGAGGUGCUUGUCAGUCUCCUUCCCAGGCAGGAGGAAGAGGAGCAAUGGGGCCUUGCCCUGCAGCCUCCUUGGGGAGUUGGGUCCUGGGACCCCAGGUGUUCUCCCAGGGCUGCCCUCCCCUCUGUAAGUUGCUGGGGCACACAGCACAGCAUUCCUGUGAGAACCAGCCUGGCCUGGGCUAAGGAGUGUAAACCUUGUGUCUUGGAGACCCAGCUCUCUGAAAUGCUAUGUAUUUAUUAACAUUGCCCUUGGUGUUUUGUUUUGGACCCCAAAAA
Molecule: messenger RNA, 5292 nt
Organism: Chinchilla lanigera (long-tailed chinchilla)
Lineage: Eukaryota; Metazoa; Chordata; Mammalia; Rodentia; Chinchillidae
Gene: Adamts14
Product: ADAM metallopeptidase with thrombospondin type 1 motif, 14
Exons: 22
Coding region: 163-3831 (1222 amino acids)
Biological process (GO): extracellular matrix organization; proteolysis
Cellular component (GO): extracellular matrix
Molecular function (GO): metalloendopeptidase activity
Source: RefSeq, a predicted model, not a curated record